Messenger RNA from Ixodes scapularis (black-legged tick), 2689 nucleotides. RefSeq lists its product as uncharacterized. Gene Ontology annotation, molecular function: protein binding. The transcript is spliced from 6 exons. The record is from RefSeq and is a predicted model, not a curated record. The coding region runs from base 106 to 1071 and encodes 321 amino acids. NCBI's taxonomy places the organism in Eukaryota, Metazoa, Arthropoda, Arachnida, Ixodida, Ixodidae.
CGCUAUCAACCCAGAACCCGUCUCGCAAGAGAGAUAAGGGCGUCAAGCUGCGGCGUUCUUGAUGCUACACAGAGACUCGGUUGUGUGUUGACGUAACAACAAAACAUGGUGGCGUCGGACGCCCUGGAUGUCUGGACCGUGUUUGUCGCCCUUUCGUGCGGCGCUGUGGCGGUUGUGGCUGUGAACAACGAGAGGACGACAAAAUCCACUGUCUACUACAUGGACGAUCUCUGCGCCUCGUCGCACGCCUCGACGGUACACGUGGGCGUCGCGGGUCAGGAGUCCGCGGUGGUGUUGCGGGCGACCCGGCACUACCUGGAGAACGACUUCAACUGCACCGUGCACGUGACCACGCGCAAGGACCGCAGCCUUCUCUACAGCAUCGCGUCCCUGGACCUGCCCAUGACGUGCCUCUCCUACCUCCAGGUGUGGGAAGAUCGGAUGGACGGGCACCGGUUCUGCCGCAACGUGGACGACCCCAUGGGCAAGGAGGCCCACUGGGUGGCGUCGCCCGACCUCUUCGUCCAACUCAUCACUUCCAAACACGACUGGAACUACGAGCGGAAGGCCUUCGAUCUCGUGCUCACUUCCUACAGGCAGAGCCUCCAUUUUGACGGUUGCUUCAAAGGCGAGUUUCAGUGCGCAAACAAGUUCUGCGUGUGGAAAGAGCUUAUGUGCAACAACGAAAACAACUGCGGGGACCUGAGCGACGAGAACUGCAUGUCCAAGACGUUGUCCAUCAUCGUCACCAUAGCAGCAGGUAUCACCGUGGUGAUACUUAUUUUCGUCCUUGUCUCCUAUAUUCGCAAAAGAAGACAACAGGCGCCCCACGAUUUGUCGAGGGCCACAAGCACGCAGUCCUUCCAGAGCGUGGGGUCCGGUAUGUCCGGCGCCGUGGACACCACCUACGUACCGCUGUACGGCAAAGCUCUGCUAGACACCCCGAUGAUCCUGGUGAACGACCUGCCCACGCGGACGUCCUCCUCCGACGACGUCGUGCCCAGGGAAAUGACCGAGAAGCGACUCAAGCCCUGCAUCCGCUACGACCGAUCGUUGUCCGACCCAAUGUGAGGUGGCGGUGCUGCGCAUCGAGAGUCGAACGGACGUGUCCCCCAGGAGAGUCGGACACUUUUCACCGUCCUGACGCAGAAGGACGGUGACUUGCAACGCGUCUUCGACUGGCGUGUUUACAGUUCUAACUCGCCCAUCCUGUCAAAUUAAGUGUUCUCGAAGUGCCAACAAACGACCUCACAGAAGCUGCAACCUGUCACGUUGUCGGAUGUCGCGACCCUAGCGGUUGGUGCUAUAAGUUUCGGCAAAAAGUAUAUAUGAGGAAACUCGGGAGUCGCUCUUGUCAGCGCGUUCCAUCUUCUGACUGCAGACGUAUCCGUGGACAGUGUGGCUGAAGAGUGACUUGCAACAGAACAGGAGUCCGCCGCAUUCAUCUCCACUGCCUCGACACCGCCAGGAUCGCGGCAUGACAAUUCUGUGACGUCACCAAACUGAUGGACGACGUUUAAGGACGCCGUAAAAGCGCCGGUCAAAGACGCGUUUGAGGAACAAAGUGCGCAUGCUCCGAAAAUGCCCCUUUGUUCAUUCUGGAGGGUAUCAGCGUCCCUUCAAAAAAGCUUCAGGGAAUCUUUAGCCACAUGUGUUUGGUGUGAUCAUCGGGUCUGGCCACUCUGCGGCCGGUGAUAGUUUCUCCUCGUAAUCGCCAGUUUUUUUUAUCAACACUAUACCCGUUUCCACCUCAAUAAAAACGCAAGUUUUGCGCAUGGUUCAUGCGCGGCGCGAAGGAGUUUUUACGAGAUUUGGUUGUCGGAGGAACAAGCGAUGCUUUUGGUGUUUGGAACGUUUAUGUCCUGAUAGGAUAACAUACGUCUAACCUGAAAUUCGCCUACAUAUAUCUUAUUACCAACAUAAAGAGGGAAAUUAGUAAUGCUCCGCGUGGAGCCAGACUUGUUUUACAACAGUUCUUGAGGUAAAAACGGGCAUAGAAUAAUCAAGGCCUAUGAACAACCUCCUCUACAUCCGCCUAAACGCCAUCACAAAAAUAUGGCACGAACUCAGCAAUGGGGUCCAAGCCCGUUGCUGAACUUCCUUGGACUCACUGACCGGACAUGAGACUCGGCCAAACGCCGACGUAAAAUUCGUUUCCAGUAUGUGUCUGCGCUUGUCCUCACUGUGUUGAGUUCGAAAUGCUAUUCUCCGUUUCGCCUUAAGAUCAGACGCAGUCGACGCUAUAGGAACCGAUGGGACCAACCACACAGCGUCAAAAAAGUGCACCAUCAUUGUGUUCGUCAUUUUUCUGUACGUCUUCUAUCAUCGCUGAAUCAAUCAUGAACAGAAGAAGUACCAGUGACUUGCGCUUUUACACUGAUUGACUGGUCCUAUUCGCUCGUAGCGUCGGUUGCGUCUGGACUUAAAGCUGAAACGAAGUAUAUAAGACGGGUUUUGAUUAUUUUUCUAGAUAGUACUGGGCUGACCGCAGUCUCUCUUAGGAUAUAGGGUGUAGUAAAUAGCAUAAUCUACUAGUCCUCGUUUUACCAUAAGUAAACGCUGAUAUACAGACUUGCGACCGUGUGCCUUAAAACAUUUUAAAAGUUUCUUACGUCGAGAGAACAGACCGGAGCCUGCAGCUAUCGGCUAGCAGCGGAACACUUUGUGGUCCCGUAUCACGUACAGCGAA